Messenger RNA from Hipposideros armiger (great roundleaf bat), 2086 nucleotides. RefSeq names its product RNA pseudouridine synthase domain containing 2 (gene RPUSD2). Gene Ontology annotation, biological process: enzyme-directed rRNA pseudouridine synthesis. The transcript has 3 exons. NCBI's taxonomy places the organism in Eukaryota, Metazoa, Chordata, Mammalia, Chiroptera, Hipposideridae. Gene Ontology annotation, molecular function: pseudouridine synthase activity; RNA binding. Bases 12 to 1424 code for a protein of 470 amino acids. The record is from RefSeq and is a predicted model, not a curated record.
GCUGCGCGGUUAUGUGGCCGGGCGGUCGCCGGCGGUUUCCGAUUCUCGUGCCCGGGUACUUCAACCUCUGGUGCCUCCGCUUUGCCAGGACUUGGAGUGGCCGUAGGACCCCUAUGGCGGAAACGCUCUCGACUGGGGCCGAGGAAGCGAGCGGGUUGAGGACUCCGGCUCAGCAAAACGGAGACGCGGGUGGCGAUGUGAGGGAUGAGUGGCCCCCGGGGCUCCCAGAGCCAGCGGGCCCAGAGGUGGAGCUGGCCCCUGGGGACGGAAAGCAGGCCACAGGGAACGAGGAGCAGGCCCCGGCUGCAGCGGUGGGCCCAGGCAAGCGGAAGAAGCGGCGGGGCACACCCGGAGAACGCGUGGUGCCGCCCCCGAAAAAGCGGCGGGCAGGGGACAAUGACUUCUUGCGGAACACAGUGCACAGGCAUGAGCCACCAGUCACAGCAGAGCCUGUCCGCCUGCUGGCUGAGAAUGAAGAUAUGGUGGUUGUAGACAAACCUUCUUCCAUUCCUGUCCACCCCUGUGGCCGCUUCCGACACAAUACAGUCAUCUUCAUCCUGGGCAAGGAGCACCAGCUCAAGGAGCUUCACCCAUUGCAUAGGCUUGACCGCCUUACCUCGGGGGUCCUUAUGUUUGCUAAGACAGCAGCCGUCUCAGAGAGAAUCCAUGAGCAGGUUCGGGACCGGCAGCUGGAGAAGGAGUACGUGUGCCGGGUAGAGGGGGAGUUCCCUGCCGAGGACGUGACCUGCAAGGAACCCAUCUUGGUAGUGUCUUACAAGGUAGGGGUGUGUCGUGUAGACGCUCGGGGCAAGCCCUGUGAGACAGUGUUCCAAAGACUGAGCUACAACGGCCACUCCAGUGUGGUGCGGUGCCGGCCACUCACAGGCCGCACGCACCAGAUCCGAGUCCACCUCCAGUUCCUGGGCCACCCCAUCCUCAAUGACCCCAUCUACAAUUCAAUGGCCUGGGGACCCUCGCGGGGACGGGGCGGCCACAUUCCCAAGACAGAUGAGGAACUGCUGCGGGACCUUGUGGCAGAGCACCAAGCCAAACAGAGCCUAGAUGUGUUAGAUCUCUGUGAAGGCAACCUGUCCUCAGGACUCAUGAACUCUACAGCUCCCUCCUCAGAGCUAGGCAAGGACUGCCUAGAAGACUUGGCUGCAUCUGCCCCAAAGACGGAUGGAGUAGCUGAAGCAGCCCCCCAGGAUCUGAACACAAUGACACUGGCACCAAAGAAUGCAGCUGAAACAGAUGUUGAGAAUCAAGAGAUAGACCCUCUCUGUCCAGAGUGCCGGCUGGUGCGACAGGACCCCUUGCCUCAGGACCUGGUGAUGUUUCUGCAUGCCCUGCGCUAUAAAGGGCCAGACUUUGAGUACUUUUCACCCAUGCCUACCUGGGCACAGGAUGACUGGCAAGAGGACUAAAAGCUGUCUUGUGGAGGGAUUUCUUCUUGGGUUGGAAGAGGCCAUUGGGGUAGGACUGACCUCAUAGGCUGGUGGUACUCAGGGUUUCUAUAAGGAGUGAGGUUGGGAUCUUAAAGGACCUGUUCAUACUGCUACCUCCUUCCUUCUCCCUCCAGCUGGAGUUUGGGGACUUUUUGGUUUGUAAAUAUAUCCCUUUUAUACCUUGUGCAUCUGGUUUUCCUACUGCUGCUUUUAUUUUUUACUAUUGAGGUAAAUUCACAACAUGACAAUUAACCAUAUUAAGGUAUACAACUUAGUGGCAUUUAGCACAUUCAGUGUUGUGCAACCAUUACCUCUUCUCUGGUUCCAAAACAUUUUCACCCACAAAGGAAACCCAUAGCCAUUAAACAGUCACUCCCCAUUUCCGCUUCCUCCCAGCCCAUGGUAACCAUUAAUCUACUUUCUGUCUUGAUGGAUUUGCCUAUUCUACACAUUUCAUAUGGAAUCAUAUAAUGGAAUCAUACAAUAAAUUACAUUUUGUGUCUGUCUUUUGCUUAGCAUGUUUUCAAGGUUCAUCCAAUUUACAGCGUGCAUCAAUACUCAUUGCCUUUUUAUGGCUGAAAAAUAUCCCAUAGUAUGGAUAUACUACAUUUAUGUAUCCCUUCAUCAAUUGAUGGACAUUU